Messenger RNA from Miscanthus lutarioriparius, 1434 nucleotides. NCBI's taxonomy places the organism in Eukaryota, Viridiplantae, Streptophyta, Magnoliopsida, Poales, Poaceae. The record is from the annotation of a GenBank genome assembly.
AUGCCUCGCAUCCGUCUGGCUUUGGGGCGCCGGCACCGGCACCGGCUUCGGCCUGUCUACACGGAGCAGGCCACUGCCGAAUUUCCAGGUUGUUUGGUUUCUCCGGACUCGCAUCCUGUGAUUGGUAGAUUCGCAGUCCCUGGAAAGGAUGUGACGCCAUCAGUUUCAAAUGCAGGUGUACCAAUGGUUUGUGUUUCACGGACUAUGCCUUCUCAGUUGGCUGACAGUGCAAAAAAGUGUCGGAUUCCAUUCGUGACACAUUCAGUCACUGAGCAUAAUCUGGAUAACUGUUCUCAUCAACUUUUUGAAAUCCAGAUUGGUGAUAGUAAAGAAUUAUGUGAGAGGAUAUCUAUUGAAAAAGGUGAUAUGGUUUGCAAGAUUCUUGGGUUUGAGAAAAGAAAACACGAAAGGAUGGCAUUGAAAUUUAAGGCACCUGGCUACAUUAUCCUGAAAGAGGAAGCUUCCUUCAACAAAGAUAAUGAUAAUGGUAAAGAUGGAUCACUUCCAAUAAGAAAUAGGUAUCCGUGGCAUCCUGUCCCUUAUUUUGAAGUUAAUGAAGGAUACGAUAGGGAUAAGAUAGAUGAGUUCAUGCUAGAAAGGUCUAUUUCUAUCGCCAAGUCCCGGCCAAAUGACAUAAUCAUCCCAGACCCUGCUCCCCAGUGGGUGAAUGAUACCCUCUUUGACAAAUUUGACGAGCUGAAGCCCAUCCUUGUAAAGGAUAGUGUCCGGUGCUUCCUCCGAUUAUUCAAGAACUGUGGAGACAGGGGCAUGUCAUGGAAUUUAACCGUCACCGCACGCACCUUAAACCUCAUGGUCUGUUAUAAUGCUCUGCGAUGUGCAAAAGUUGUAUUGGAGGGCAAGGCACCUGAGCUCUAUGGAAUGCACGCCAAUCCCAACUGCAUAAACCCAUAUGGAUACUUCCCGCUCCAUGAAGCUGCUGAAAGAUUUUUGUUCCUUGGUGUUUUACAGAAGAUCUUCUUGGAUACAACUAGAUUGCUUGCUGAAAAAACAAAUAAUCUACUUGAAGAGCUCUGGAACUACAUUGAGAAUGGAAAGCUUAUCCAGUCUGCGAUUCUACUACUGGCUGCUCAGGAGCAGAUUCGCAGGGGUUGUUCCUCCAAGAUAAAUGGUAGUAGUAAAAAAGAUGGGUUUUACGUUAUCAAUAAGCGUAUACUGUGGCUUUCAUUUACCUUGAGAUGGGAGAAAGGUUCAAAUGAAAUGGCAGAGAAGCUUCUGAAGGAAAGAAGAGCACUUAUUGAUUGCACAGGGUUGCUUGUUGAUGUAAUUUCCCAUACCGGUCAACGUCUUUCUUCAUAUAUUCAGGCACAUUCAGAGGUGCCCCGUGUGGAGGUCUUGGAACAUGUUUCAUCUAUCCUCAAGGAAUAUGGGUUUAAUCCUACUGGAGAAAUCAUGGACACUAUAAACCUGUACUAG